This is a messenger RNA of Cooperia oncophora, 270 nucleotides long. Lineage: Eukaryota; Metazoa; Nematoda; Chromadorea; Rhabditida; Trichostrongylidae. The record is from the annotation of a GenBank genome assembly.
AUGUCUCCAGGCGUGAUUCCUGGAAAGCUACGACAGUUUAGGAAGGUGCAAAGUGCCGAAGUUUAUGAGAAACCAAUUAUGGAGAAAAUCAGAGCAGAGCUUGCUGCAGUCACAAAUCAUAAUCGAUCAAUUUCAUUAUCUGACAAGGACCAUACCCCAUAUCUGAACUGGACAUUACUGGAAAUACAUCGUCUGGCAGCCAUUCUAAAUUUGAAUUUGUUCCGCAGAACCAAGGAAAGCAGAAUUGUCGGCGGACACUCCAAUCCCUGA